Molecule: messenger RNA, 3171 nt
Organism: Scylla paramamosain (green mud crab)
Lineage: Eukaryota; Metazoa; Arthropoda; Malacostraca; Decapoda; Portunidae
Product: protein croquemort-like
Exons: 12
Coding region: 220-1779 (519 amino acids)
Cellular component (GO): membrane; cytoplasm
Molecular function (GO): scavenger receptor activity
Source: RefSeq, a predicted model, not a curated record
UGAUACAAAGAGUGAUCGGACUGCCUAGAGAGCGUACUCACAGCCACGGGUGACCGCCAGACUUGGCAGUGCAGUGGACACCUCAGGACAAAAAAAAGUAAUGUCUUUGGUGCAGCGUGUUACAGACCCGCAUUGGGCCACUGCAGUGUCUGGAAUGAGCGUCUAAAAGUUCAGAGGCGAGAAGUUAAGGCAGAAUAUUGAAACAUCCUUAACCUCACCAUGGAGUCCUCAGGGAAAGACAAUUAUGGUUUUGAUGGUGAAGAAAAACACGGGGCAACCACGCGGGAGAAGUUCGAGGUGGAAAAGAAGAAGAAAAGAAAGAUCAAGUCGAAGUGGACGUGCUGCCAGAUUACCUUACUGACACUCUCUCUCCUGACGGUGGCGGUGUCUGUGGCUCUCCUCAUCGCCUUCCCAGCCAUCUUCGACGCCAUCCUCAGCGCUAAAAUGGAGGUUGUGUCCGGGUCGUACUCGUACCAGCUGUGGCACUACACGCCCGUGCCAAUCUUCCUGCGUUUCUACAUCUACAACCUCACCAACCCGGAGGAGUUCUCGGCGGGAGGCAAAGCGGUGCUGCAGGAGGUCGGCCCCUACGUCUACCGGGAGUUCCACGAAAAGAAGAACAUCAGCUUCCACGACAACAACACGGUGACCUUCUACCAGCAGCGGUGGUGGACGUGGGACCAGGAAGCAUCGGGCAACCACACGCAGGAAGAUAAAGUUGUCAUCCUGAAUACCGUGCCUGUGUCGGCAGCGUGGACUUUAUAUAGGAACGAGCCACUGAUGCUUCCUCUCCUGAACACUUUCUUCAAGCUGGUGCACGAGGAACUCAUCGUCACUACCACCGCGGGGAAGGUUUUAUUCGAAGGCUUCACGGAUCCCGUGCUGAACGCCACGCAUCUUGGUGACGGUAGCUCCCUCCCGCCCUUCCUCCCGCCUGGCUUGGCUGACUACGACAAAUUCGGUUGGUUCUACAAGCGUAACCUGUCACUCACCUACGAUGGUUUGUUCAACAUGUACAACGGCCAUGAUAGCCUUGACAACCUGGGUGUGAUAGACUGGUGGAACUACGGAAAAGAAACAGACUUCUUCGACUAUCCCUGCAACCUGGUAGAGGGCUCGGCGGGGGAGCUGUGGCCGCCGGGACAGCAGAAGACCAACCUGUCGCUCUUCAGCCCCGACCUAUGCAUGACCAUGACGUUGUACUACAAGGAGGAGGUGAAGGAGGACAACGGUCUGUCGGGCUACAGGUACUGGGGGACGAACGAGACCUUCCCUGGUGACGGCUGCUAUUGUAUUGACGAGGUGUGCGCCCCGACAGGUCUUGUCAACGCUGAGUCUUGCCGUAUGGGAGCACCCGCCUUCGUCUCCUUCCCUCACUACCUCCACGCAGAUCCCUCCCUUCUAGACUCGAUUGAAGGCCUCUCAUCUCCCGACCCUGACAAACACGGCUUUGUUCUCGACAUGAUUCCCGAGGUUGGCAUCCCCAUAAAGGUGACAGCCAGGAUGCAGAUCAACAUGCUGGUCAGGCCUUACAAGCAAAUCAAGAUCCUAAGGAACGUGAAAGAGGUGUAUCUGCCGCUGCUAUGGUUUGAGGAGGAGGCUGUGAUCCCUGACUACAUGGCGCGGCAGCUUCAAUUACUCCUCGUCAUCAUGAACACGCCAGCUGUUUACAUCAUUCUGGGGGUCAUACUAGUGCUAGGAGUCAUUGGCGCCGGCUUGGUCAUUAUUUACCACUUUAAGAAGGGCAAAAGAGGCCGGGGAAGAGUGCCGAAGUCCUAGAGGGAGACGCGAGGCUCAGGGGAAGACAGGGAGUGAGAUGUAGAGAUGGAUUUGGGAUGGUGUGAGUAGGAAAAGACUAUAAAUAUACUACGGGAGAGAAGAUUGAGAGGGAGAGAAGAACAAGAGAAGAUGUAGAUGUUAUGAGAGAAAGAGAAGGUCGAGGAGGAGACAGGAAGUGAGAAGGAGAGAUGAACAUGUGGUAUUACAGAGAAGAGUUGCGAGAGAAGAUGCAAUGAAUAAAAAAAGAACAGAAGGUCAAGAAGCUAUUACGAGAUUCUGGAGCACACGAGAGAGAGAGAGAGAGAGAGAGAGAGAGAGAGAGAGAGAGAGAGAGAGAGAGAGAGAGAAUUACAAAGAAACUGGAGUAACAGAAUACGCAACGGGCAAGAGUAACUGAUAUCUUACAUGUACAAGUCUCAACAAUUACUUUAUUAUACGCUGGGCAAAUAACAAGCAUCAUCAAUCAUCAACUCCAGAACAACAGAGGUGACUAAUCAACUCAAAAAACAGUGGUGGAUAACAAUUUCAUCGAUACAGCGGUGACACUUCUCUCUCAUCAGAACAUACAUAAAAAAUCGUCUACGUUUACAGCUUGAACUUAGAGGGAAGACGCAUAAUAAACAGAACACGAAAAAAUAAGAACAACAAGAACAGGGAGAAUAAGGACAAGGAUAAAAUUAAUAACACAAGAACAAAGUGUAGCGAGAGAUGAAGUAGUCACGCUCUUCCUUCUUGCCUCAUUUGGAUCCCCUCGCACCCAUACCCCUAAGGAAAAACACUGACAAAACCCAAUUGCAGGCAGGCACAUUACUCACAUAGCUGUACUGGCACCACCAUACACUAAUACAUAAGUAACAUGAUGCCAGACAGGUCCAGAUCACUAGGGUAUUUACUAUAUUUUGAAACACUUCUGCGCCGCAUUUCCAUUAUUUUCAAAAGGCUCUAGUUGAAGCUACAGUAUUUUUAGGAUGUUUUUACGUUUCUAGCAACAAAUUAACAAGAUUUCUACAUUAUUAAAAGGAGAAACAGUCCUGAGAAUCCAGGUAAUCAUCUCUGUGGCCUUUGAUAAAUAGUCGUGGUGAUAGAGCAGUGUUUCUAAAUAUAGGCCAUUAUCCAACGUUUUGUUUACUCGGCCCACACCGGUCCUCCACCGCCAGGCCUCACUUUGUCUCCUUAUCUCGGUUUGCCCGAUGUGUUGCCAAGAGCUCCUCUACUGAGCCUAGAGAUAAUGUUACUGCUCGAUACUCUGUUAAUGUUUGUUGGUUAUAACUUCUGAGAUUGAUUGUUACUUCUUAACAGGAAAACAAGUGGAAAAUGUCCUCGAUCUGUGUGCGUGUGUGUCUGUGUCUCAGUGGUGACGCAAAACCUCAAAUAAAAGUGUAUAUUAGUGUU